GUACACCAAAUUUUUGUACCCCAUUUUGUAUGCUGCAGGUUUGCACUGACAUUUUGUAUUUUGUGCUUGUGUAAAACUAAAAUUUGUUAACACAUUAGGUGUAGGUUUUCUCUCUCUCUCACCAUGAGGAAGAGAGGACGACCUCCAAAAAUCGAUGACAAAUCAACAAGAAUGGAUAACUCCACGACGGAGGAACGGCCAGAGAAGGAGAUUCCUUCUGAGAUCACACCGGAACAGAAAAAAGAAGGUGAGGAAUCUGGAUUUGAUGGAACCCUAGAUCCUGAUCAAAAUCUGAUAAAUGCCAACAAAAUUGUGACGGAACAACCCAAAAGCUAUGCGGAAGUAGUAGGCGUACAGGAGGAGCUGAAUCUAGAUUUGAAAUACAUACCUGCGGAGAUAAUUGAUGGCACACCUAUUGCUAGAUUUUCAACGGACGAUGUCAUUGAGCCAGGUGAGUACUGGGAAUCUGCCCUUAUCUGCUGCGUAUUGGGAGCAAACCCCCCAUUAGAAGUAAUCAAAGGCUUUCUUGCUCGAAUCUGGAAACGAUAUGAAAUAGAUGAUAUAUCCUUCCUCAAAGAGAGUCAAUUCAUUGUGAGAUUUAAGAAGAAGGAGGACAGAGAUGAAAUAGUAAAGAGGAAAUACUACUAUAUGGAUAAUAAGCCAGUUUAUGUCCAACAAUGGUAUCCUGGGUGCAAGGUGGAUAUAAUGAACAGGAAGGAUAUCCCGAUAUGGAUUCAGUUCCCUGACCUAGAGAUGAAAUACUGGAGCCUAACUGGGUUAAGCAGGCUUAGAAGCACAAUUGGUAAACCUAUUAAAAGAGAUGGAGCUACUGCCUCAAGGAGGAAAUGGGCCUAUGCGAGGAUAAUGAUUGAGGUUCAAAUAAAUCAAACGUUCCCUGACCAGAUUAACUUUAUCAAUGAAGAAGGAAGGAUCAUCACACAAACUGUCACUUAUGAAUGGGCACCAACUAUUUGUUCACAUUGUGACAGGAUAGGGCACAAACUAGAGAAAUGCAGGAGGAAAACUGCCCUAAAGGAAGCCAACAUUACUAAAAAGAUGGUAUGGAAACCCAAAGCAUAUCCUAAGGAAACUGAGGGGAAGGAUGCUGAGAACCAUAGCCAUAAGGAGGAUAGAGAAGAGCCCGAAACCCCCACCUCUCCUAAAUCGGAUGGAAAAAACAAUGCAGAUGAAUCAGAAGAGUUAAAGGAUGAAGUUCUCCAUUUGGAUGAAAGAAUAGGUGGUAAUGCUGUUAGCAGGGAAGAGUUACAAGAAUUCCAAGAUUGUCUGAAUCACUGUGGACUGGAUGACCUGCCUUUCGAAGGACCUAAGCUCACCUGGACCAACAAUUAGGGUAUUGGGAAAAGAAUAUACUCUAAGCUUGAUAGAGUAUUAGGGAAUAUGGACUGGUUAAUAAAGUUUGAUAUGAAGG
Molecule: messenger RNA, 1429 nt
Organism: Cuscuta campestris
Lineage: Eukaryota; Viridiplantae; Streptophyta; Magnoliopsida; Solanales; Convolvulaceae
Source: the annotation of a GenBank genome assembly